CGCUCUCCCAAAGUGGAUUUAUCGACGUCCGCUAAGAAUGCUCAUGGUUCCAAGUUCUUCAUCGCUUCGGCUUUAGCAUAGUCCUCUUUGCCAAUAUCCUCAUCUCGGCCGACAGCGUUUCAAUUUUCCGAGCUGCAUCUAUAUUUCGUCGGAGACACGGCAACGAAGUAAAGUCUACCUACAUCAUUUGCAUAUAAAGAUGCAACGUUUACGCCUUCUCUUUCGUUUAUCAGCACUCCCAAACUCCUAAAUCAACAGCCUCAAUCUACUCCUUCCGAAAGUCGCGAACUCUAACCCACAAACCCCCUUCUCAACCACCAAAAUGCCCCCCUACCCCACCGCCCCCGAAAUCUCCGCUAUCUUCAAAAACAUGGAGACAGGGAACUACCCCGAAGUCUUCAAGCGCGUCAGUCCAAAUGUCGACUGGACGGUCAUGGGAACCCACCCCUGCGCCGGCCGUUACACCACCCUGGCCGCCUUCCAAAAGGGCACUUUAAAGCGCCUUGGCGCGAUCAUGAAAGAGCCGGGUAUCAAGCUUAAGGUUAGGAAUGUGAUCGGGGGCGGGGAGCAGGCGUGGGCUGUUGUGGAGUUGGUUGCGGAUGCGGAGUGCAAGAAUGGAAUGCCGUUCGAGAACACCUACGCGUGGUGUGUGCGGUUUGAUGAGGAGGGAAUGGUGGUGCAGGUGCGGGCGUAUUUGGAUUCGGCAAUGGUGAAGCAGGCGGUGGAGGAGAAUGAGGGGCCUUGUGAGAGUUUUAGGGCGAAGAUUGAGUGAGGAGAAGAGACUCUGUAGAGAAUGGAGGGGAUGUUGGAGAAUCAAGAGGACGUAGUGAAGGAUGUAUACACAUAGAAUAUGAAGUUGAUGUGAAAGCUGAUAGUCACGUGAUGUCUACCGAAGCGUAGUUUACCUCUGUCGCUUUGCAG
This is a messenger RNA of Mytilinidion resinicola, 921 nucleotides long. RefSeq lists its product as uncharacterized. The transcript has 3 exons. The record is from RefSeq and is a predicted model, not a curated record. Bases 323 to 772 code for a protein of 149 amino acids. Lineage: Eukaryota; Fungi; Ascomycota; Dothideomycetes; Mytilinidiales; Mytilinidiaceae.